GGGCUGCUGGGGAGCCGCGGCCCUGGCUGGGCGGUGCCUGGGAGCCGGCGCUCCCUGCACACGAGUCUCCGGAGCUGCCCGGCGAGCAGGACCCGCCCAGCAUGGGGCCGGGGGCCGAUCGGCAGGGGGAGAGCGGGGCGGAGUGCGGCUCCUCCACGUGAGACGCUGGGCAGUGACAGGAGCCGAUCGCCGCCUGCACAGCGCCGGGGACCAGCUGGGCUGGGGCUGCCUGUCCGGACCUGCCCCGCGCCCGCCAGCGGGUCCCUCCCGGGCACGCACUGGAAGCAGGGAGAGGAUGAUCUUUGCUGCCCCGCCUGCCAGCAGCAGCUGCCUGUGAAGGAGAGAAAAACAAGCGCAGGGAGAGCUGGGAGAGAUUAUUCAUGAUGUCUGUCAAGAAGGAAGGUGCCCAGAAGAAAUGGGCUGCCGUAAAGGAGAAACUUGGGCCCCAAGAGACUGACCAGUCAGAGGCCAACCUGGAAAAUGCAGAGCCAGAGCUAUGCAUUCGCCUCCUACAAAUGCCCUCAGUAGUGAACUACUCUGGUCUCAAGAAGCGAUUGGAGAGCAGUGAUGACACCUGGAUGGUCCAGUUCCUUGAGCUGAGUGGCCUAGAUCUGCUCUUAGAGGCCCUGGACAGGCUGUCUGGAAGAGGAGUAUCCAGGAUUUCUGAUGCCCUGCUUCAGCUCACCUGCAUUAACUGUGUGCGAGCUCUCAUGAACUCCCACAAGGGGAUCGAAUACAUUGUCAGCAAUGAAGGCUAUAUCAGGAAACUCUCUCAAGCACUGGACACAUCUAAUGUCAUGGUCAAAAAACAGGUGUUUGACCUGCUCGCUGCACUCUGCAUUUACUCCCUGGAUGGGCAUGCCCUGGCUUUGGAUGCUCUGGACCAUUAUAAGACGGUGAAGAACCAGCAGUACCGAUUCAGUGUCAUAAUGAAUGAGCUCUUCGCUACGGAUAACGUGCCUUACAUGAUAACACUGCUAAGUGUUAUUAAUGCCGUGAUCCUGGGGACUGAAGAACUAAGAAUCAGGACGCAGCUCAGAAAUGAGUUUAUAGGUCUUCAGUUGUUGGAUAUUUUAACCAAGCUAAGAGAUAUUGAGGACGAGGACCUGUUUAUCCAAUGUGAGACAUUUGAGGAGUCCAAGGCCGAAGACGAUGAGGAGUUGUUAAAGAUAUGCGAUGGGAUUGACAUGAACAAUCACCAAGAGGUCUUUUCGUGUCUUUUCAAUAAAGUGAGCAGCUCUCCAGUCGCCAUCCAACUGCUGUCCAUUCUCCAGACCCUUUUGCAUUUGGAACCUUCUCAUCAGUCCAACCUGUUGUUGUGGGAAUCUUUGGAAAUCUUAGUGAACAGAGCCAUUUUGCUUGCAAAUGACAUCCAAGGGAACAGCAUUGAAGAAGUCCUGGAGAGACUGUUAUCCAUAAAGAAGUGCCCAAACCAACAAAACUUAGAGCGAAAGCUAUCAGCUGAGAGAGUGAGCGAAAGCACUCAGACUGACACAGAUUUAGGGGAGUCCCUGAGUGCAGCUCAGAGCUCCGCUACGACAGCCUUCCCUCAGGUGACAGCAGCACCUCCACCGGGGCCACCAGGAGCCACAGAGAACGUCUCACCCUCCCAGCUACCAGCCUGCUCCACUUCACCAGGGCAGUGCAUAUUCCCGCCUAGUUCUGCUCUUCCUCCUCCCCCCCCACCACUGCCCGGCACGGCAGCUGUGCCAGCCCCUCCUCCCCCACCACCACUGCCCGGCACGGCACCUGUGCCAGCUCCUCCUCCCCCACCACCACUGCCCAGCACGGCACCUGUGCCAGCCCCUCCUCCCCCGCCACCACUGCCCAGCAUGGCACCCGUGCCAGCCCCUCCUCCCCCACCACCACUGCCUGGUCUGGGAGGCAUGCCUCCGCCUCCUCCCCCACUGCCCGGCCUGGGAGGCAUGCCUCCGCCUUCUCCCCCACUGCCCGGCCUGGGAGGCAUGCCUCCGCCUCCUCCCCCACUGCCCGGCCUGGGAGGCAUGCCUCCGCCUCCUCCCCCACUGCCCGGCCUGGGAGGCAUGCCACCUCCUCCUCCCCCACUGCCCGGCCUGGGAGGCAUGCCUCCGCCUCCUCCCCCACUGCCCGGCCCGGGAGGCAUGCCUCCGCCUCCUCCCCCACUGCCCGGCCUGGGAGGCAUGCCACCUCCUCCCCCACUGCCCGGCGUGGGAGGCAUGCCACCUCCUCCCCCACUGCCCGGCCUGGGAGGCAUGCCACCUCCUCCCCCGCCAGGAGGCAACGUGGAAGAAGUAGUGGUUGCCCACGUUGACUGUGCUUUGGGCUACGCCAGGCCUUUCCCCAAGAAGGUGAAGACUCCGACCCUGAGAAUGAAGAAACUCAACUGGCAGAAGCUGCCCUCCAAUGUGGUGCGAGAAAGUCGCUCCAUGUGGGCGUCAGUGAGCAGCGGCAGCGAUGAAGCUAUAGAGCCAGAUUACAUGAGCAUUGAGCAGCUUUUUUGUUUUCCGCAAACAAAGCCGAAGGAGAAAGCAGCUACCCCAGGGAAGGUGGAACCAAAGGAGAUCACAUUCUUAGACUCCAAGAAGAGUCUCAAUCUGAACAUAUUUUUGAAGCAAUUUAAAUGCUCAAACAAAGAGGUAGCUGACAUGAUUCAAAAAGGGGACAGGACCAAGUUUGACGUGGAGGUUCUGAAGCAGUUACUGAAGCUGUUACCCGAAAAACAUGAGAUAGAAAACCUGAAAACCUUCAAGGAAGAAGAAGCCAAGUUAGCAAGUGCAGAUCAAUUUUAUCUUCUCCUGCUCAGGGUUCCCAGCUACCAGCUGCGGAUUGAGUGUAUGCUGUCAUAUGAAGAGACCGCUGUCAUGCUAGAUAUGCUACAGCCAAAAGCAGAAGCAAUCAGGAAAGCCUGUGAAGAUCUUCUAACGACCCAUCGCCUGCCAGUUUUCUGUCAACUGAUUCUCAAAGUUGGAAACUUUCUUAACUAUGGAAGUCACACUGGAGAUGCUGAUGGCUUUAAAAUUAGCACUUUACUCAAACUAACUGAAACCAAAGCAAACCAAACCCGUGUUACUCUUCUCCACCAUAUUCUGGAGGAAGUAGAGAAAAGUCACACAGACCUCCUGCAGCUUCCCAAGGACCUUGAAUGUGUCUCAAAGGCAGCCGGAAUUAACCUUGAAAUCAUACGUGCGGAGUCCAGUUCCAAUUUAAAGAAGCUGCUAGAACUUGAGCGAAAGGUUUUGUCAUCGAAAGACGACGUGAAAGCCCAGUAUGAGACGCCCAUCCAGGACAGCAUAAAUGCAUCAAAGAAGUUGGAGGAGGAGUUUGAAAUCAUUGAAAGGAAGAAGGAGGAACUUGCAAAUUAUCUCUGUGAAGAUGCAAACAAGCUGUCAUUAGAAGAUAUAUUUAGCACCAUGAAAACCUUCAGGGAUCUCUUCAUCAGAGCACUAAAGGAAAACAAGGACAGGAAGGAACAAGCUGUAAAGGCAGAAAAAAGGAAGAAACAGUUGGAAGAGGAAGACGCUAAGAGACAAAAGGGAGACAACGGGAAGAUCAUUAAGAAAGGGGCCGUGAAGCAGGACGAGGUGUGUGUUAUUGAUGCCCUGCUGGCCGACAUAAAGAAAGGUUUCCAGUUGCGGAAAACGGCUAAAAACAAGAGUGCGCCGGACACUGCUCCUAAAGCCUCACCUGCCGAAACGCUGAAGGAGAGAGAGCCUGGAAAGAGUGUUGAUGCGUCAGAAACAGCAGCAACGAAGGAAAGUGCCUCUGAGACCAAGCAAAAGGAUGGCAAUCAGCACACAGAAAACACUCCGGCCUCAGAAGCUGCUGCCACUGCGACGGCUACUGGUAGAGUUGUCAAAGAGACACCAGCUUCCGACGAAGUGCUUCCUAAAGACAGAGCUGGAGGAAGUUCGCCACAACAGCCCUGUACUGACAGGAGCGCCUUACCUUCAACUGAAGUUGAGGGAACCCAUCAGCCCAACAAUGGAGUGAGUAUUCAGCAGAUCAACGGCUCGUGUAGCUUUCAAAAGAACAUGGAAUACAACUCCAUUGUGUUCGCGCCAUCGAACCCCGGAACAACUAUAAAGUUUGCAAACAGCUAUUCAGGCAACUGUACUGGUUUAGAAGAGGAAUUGAACGGAUCCCUCUCAGGAGACAAAAACAGUGAAUCCGGACCCACUCAGUUAGAAGGAGGCCUGGUGUCUAAUGAACAAACGUCACAACCAAGUGAUGCAGUUGGGAACGAGUCUAAAACCAGAGCUGAACUAGCACCUGGCAGUGCUAAAAUGACUCCAACCAAUGAGUCGAGUUCUCAGCAUACAGAGUUAAGGGGGACAGAGAAAGAAAAUGACGACCCGGCCGCAGACUCCUUGCUGGACACCUCGCAGGAGAAAUCCUUCUCAGAAGAGCCAGUGACUGAUUCUUCUUGCUCCGCAACAGUCCCUCCGGCGCAAGCACUUACUGACAAGGAAGGGCAAAGAGGGUCUGGGAAACGGAGAAAGAAGAAACGACACAGCAAAAGCCAGUCAGCAGAGGUUGACAUUGAUACUGGAGAUAAUAAAACCAAAAAUCGUUGUGUGAUACAGUGAGGUGUCACAGCAAAGCAGAAGAAUAAAUAACAAGGAGUCAGUGAAACACUGACAAAUCCAUAUAAUGCUGCCAUACUCUAGGAAGCACGUUCCACAGUGUUGAAAUUCCAUUACUGAUCAUGUUUGUAGUAAUAUCUUGGGAUGUAAAGUUUCUUCUAAAAUGGUCUUUCACUAAUCCUUCCUUGGGGAUUCUGUGUAUCCAGCAAAUAACCGCCAGAUGCAAGAGACUUAAGCACCUUCAGAAUGUGCCUUAUGUGAAUGCUGCCAGGGUCUGAUGCUGAAAAUGCUUCAUACCCAGAACUUCUGUGGAAGCUGAUGGGAGUUCCAUGUGUCGAGGGCUGAUAGGAGUAGGCCACUGAUAAACUUCACUUGGGGUCAAAUCCUGUAGUCCCUUCCUAGGCCAAACUCUUACUGAAGACAAUGAGGGCAUGGCCUGGGUAAUGACUGCAGCAUUUUACCCCAUGAGUCAUUUUAGAGACAGCAGUGCCUCCAAAACUGAAUUAUGGGUAAAAGUAGGCACUGUCAUCAGCAUCUGAUUGGAAAUCUAUUACUUCCCAUUCUAGUGCCCUACCAGCAAUUGGAACUGAUGUUGGACCAAAUAAAAGACCCAAUUCAGAUGAACAUACUUUCCCUUGCUAUCAUUUUAGACAGGGGAUAUCUAUUAAAGGAAAAUGUAUUGUAGUGAACAGCUGGCUGUUUGAACACUAAGGACUUGUCUAUAUGGAGAGUUAGUUCGCGUCAAGUUGGAGUUCAAAUGUACAAUGCACUGGCCUGCUGCGCACUAACUCGUAAUGUGGGCCCUGGUACCACACACUAGAAGUUUUAUGUUGCACUUUGAUCUACUCCAGUUUCAGUUUGGGGCAGUAUUCUACCUAUUUCAAAUGGGAGUAGAUCAAGGCACACUACAGAACUUCAAGUGGGCAUUCGGAGGGUCCACGCUGCCUGUUAGUGCACGUGACAGGGUGGGGCACUACACUCCAGCUUACUGCACCCUAACUCUCCAUAUACACAAGUCCUAAGGCCUGGAUCCUGCAAAGACUUAAACACACAUUAACUUUAAGCACAUGAAUAGUCCUAUGGAGUUCAGUGGAACUUCUGACGUGCAUAAAGUUAGACACAUGCAUGAGUCUUUGCAGGUCUGGGGCCUAGAGUAUCUAUUUUGUUAAAGAAACAGGAAGAGAUUUUUCUAGGGUGAUCCAUUCAAAAUAUUUUAAACUAAUAUUAUUUGGCAAAUCUCUGGUUCUGAAUAUUUAUUGGCUGCUGCAUGCACUCAAAGGCAUUUGGACUCAAACUACAGAAUGUUUAGAGUCUGUUUCAGUUUAAAAGAUAGUUAUGCAAUUUGUGCUUUAAAACUGGGAACCUGCAGUAUUUGGUGUUAAGAAAUCAGAGUUUUAUUUCUGAAUUAUGUUUUAUAAUAACCUUGUACCAUGUAAUUUUGUACAUAGCUGUCAAUUUAAAAUUCUAUAUGUUUGUUCAAUCUGUAUUGCAGUUUUAGAUUGCAGUGGGAACUGUGUGGAAAAUCAUUACUUUUAGCAAUCAUGCCUAUAUACAGUAACUUGCUGAGUUAUAUAAUAGUCUUCAAGCUAAACCGAUUUUGCACUGCUUAUUUAGACUUGAUGAAGGGUCAUUUACUAAUGAAGUUCAGAAUUAAAACAGGGGCUACCUUUAACUAAAAACUUUGCUUGGAGUGCAGUGAAAAUUGGUUAACUACAGCAAUUACCAGUUUAGAAUGGACCGCUACCUUUAUCAGAUUCGGCUGCGGAAGUCCUCUGUAGCAGUGUAGCAAAGCUGCAUUUGAAAUCGUGUUCACCACUGGCGUAAACAUGUAGAGGUUCACUAACUUCAGUGGAGCUGCACUGUCAGCAAUGAAUGGGACCCUUCUUAAUGAGAAAACACACAUAAGAGCUUAGGGGUCAAUCACCGUUGUAAUGGUCAUGGCUGGAGGGCUAGCUGCACCCUGUCCCCUUUUUGGUCUCUCUGAAUGCACCCCCUCAAGUGUCAGGCCUCGUGUCUUUACUUAUCCCAGGCUGGAAUUCUACAGUUCUCCCACUCAGACUGGUACCUGGGCUUCAGUACCCAGCAGGUCUGACUGGGUUCCACACUUAUGGUUCUUCCCUUCGGGAGCCUGUGGCCGAUGGUGUCUAGUGACAAAACUGCCUUAUUGAAACCGGAGUAUUGUUCAUUCUAUGUAUAGUAACAAAGCAUGUAGAUAAAAAGCAUUUUAGGACAACAAACAGUCCACACUUGUCCAUCUUACCCAAAGGCUUACCAUCCCCUCAGGGUCACCUAGUCAGCCCUAAUUUCUUCAGACAGUCCAGCCAACGCCUGCAUCUUAGUCUGGUUCCCCCAAACAACGACUCGUCUCCGCAAAGAGCACCCCUCCCUAAACUGUCAGAGUUGCUUUGUUCUCACAUUCUUGGGCUUUGUCUUUGGACAAAACUAGUUUUGCAGGUUGGCUUGGGAGGAGGUAAAAUAUUGAUGCUAUAAGAGUAUGAGCAUUGCCCACUGAACAACACUCCUGAGCCAUGCUUCUUCCCUUCCUGCUUGUUUUCUUUAUAGCCACCUACUAAACUAAACCAAUAUAUUCACACAAUAAACAUCCCAAAAGCCAGGUCAACACUCACUGUUCAUAAAUCAUGACAGAGCAGUUCCAAUUUUGUCACAGGAAUAAUUUAGCAAGAAUACAGGUGACUGCGACAGAGUGGGAAGAGGAAGGCUGUCUGAGUGGGAUGUGCAAUUUUGGGUAGUAUUUUACCUGUGAUCUUUGCGAGAAGCUCCCAUUGAUUUUCUCCCAAAAGAGCUAAGUAUUCCUCAUGAUUUCUUAGUAGUCACCUCAGGGCCAAAUUCAGUGCUGGUGUAAGCAAGGCCCUUCUAAUUUGUUUCAAUGGAGUUGCAUCCACUUAUGCCAGCAGAGCAGUUAAUUUGGCCACCAGAAAGAAACUCACUUUUCCUUCAAAUAUUUUAGUAAAAUUACAGCAAACAAACAAAUUAGAGUGCAUUAAACAAGCAAGCCUGUGAAAGCCACAAGCUUCUAGGUAUCAGGUUAACUGUCCAUGUUCAUUUAGCAUUAAGCAGCAUCUGCAUGAUUAAUCUAUGGUAUAAAUAAAUUCAAACACUUUUUUUUUUUUCAAGGUCCUUGCAUGAGAGGUAGGGGUUUUUUCUUCUUCAUUUCAACAUUUUGAAGAAAUUUUUUAAAAUUUAGAAUUUGAAAAAAUGGAAAAGAUGAAUUCACAACUUUCCUGUUUUUGAGGGGGAGGAUUCCACUCUAUUUUGUAUGGUUACAGAUAUUGUUAUGGGGAUUAUAAUUAUAAAGUUAACAUAUUACAUUGUAGACUAAAUAAAUAUUCCUACCGGAAUCACUUAUUUAACACAGUUUUAUCCCAGAGAAUCUCAGUCCUUCCCGCAGUGAAAAGAAACAGAAAAUAAAUCAAAUUGUGAAACUAAUAGUACAUUUCACAUUUCAGUUGCAUUCCUUCUCCACCCUCCUCCCACAUCUGUACAGUGCCUAAAGCCUUCAUCCUGCAAUCUAUAUGCACAUGCUUAACUUUAUGCACUUGAGUAGACGCCACAGAAGUCAGCAGGACUUCUCAUAUGUCAAGUUAAGCAUGUGUGUCGAUCUUUGCAGAAUGAGCGCCUUACAUUGCAAGCUCUUUGGACUUUGUCUCCUACUUGGCUAUAAAGCACCUAAGCACACUGUUGAUGGCAUACACAUAGUAACAAUUGUCACAUAGUUAUUUUCUCUCAUAGUGACCUUGUCUAUGAAUUUACAAUAGUUUUUGACCUACAGAUGGUGCUAACAAUUUCCACAUUCAGUACAAUGUCAACGGGAGUUGUGUGUAGAAUGGGGCUAGAAUGGCUUUUGUGUACAAAAGUUAUGCAAAUACCUGUCUGCCAUGGUCUCUUCAUUAUUUGAUUCACUUGUUAUGUGCUAUUUGGGAGAGAAGAUUAGAGAAGCACCAGAGGAAAUUUACAAUAAAUGUAAAAGUUAACCAAUUUUCAUCCCCUCUAAAUGUAAAGCCUAGUUCUACAGUUAACAUUUCUGGGUUUCUGUAUGUAAAGGAUUGGUUUUCUGUACACAGUACUCUAUUUGGAGUGCAAUAUAGAGCUUACCAAUAAAUCAGCACUAUAUGAAA
Messenger RNA from Chelonia mydas (Green sea turtle), 8698 nucleotides. RefSeq names its product inverted formin 2 (gene INF2). The transcript has 23 exons. The record is from RefSeq and is a predicted model, not a curated record. Gene Ontology annotation, biological process: actin cytoskeleton organization. Gene Ontology annotation, molecular function: actin binding; small GTPase binding. Bases 381 to 4565 code for a protein of 1394 amino acids. NCBI's taxonomy places the organism in Eukaryota, Metazoa, Chordata, Testudines, Cheloniidae.